Penicillium oxalicum is the source of this 1404-nucleotide messenger RNA. Its product is annotated as putative proline utilization protein PrnX-like. The transcript has 2 exons. NCBI's taxonomy places the organism in Eukaryota, Fungi, Ascomycota, Eurotiomycetes, Eurotiales, Aspergillaceae. The record is from RefSeq and is a predicted model, not a curated record. Gene Ontology annotation, cellular component: cytoplasm. The coding region runs from base 1 to 1404 and encodes 467 amino acids.
AUGCCACUCACAAUCAUCUCCCGAACACAGCUUCGGCAGCUGCUGCUCUCUCUGACCCGAGACGAAGUGGUGGAGCUGCAACAGAAUCUGUCCGAGGCACUCCGUGAGUACUCGACGGGCUCGCAGGACAAUGGCUGCGCGGCCACGUACCAACCGCAGCGCACAGCGAUUACUCGCUCAAAUGGGUGCACCACGAUCUUCAUGCCAGCGACGACCGGUGAUACGCUUGGCAUCAAGAUGAUCUCUCUGCAAGAUGGCGCAGGACCGGGGUGUGCCGUUGCGCGAGGCAGACUCGAUCCAAAUGAAAGCGGCUCAGUGUCGUCUAGCUCUCGUCGGGAUUCGAUCCGGCAUUCGGACGAGGACUCGAUCAACACGCCCGCCACCAGUACCACCUCAAGUAGCGUCAAGGAAGAGAGUCUGGAUGAAAAAUACCUUCCGAGUGGAUGCGUGAACGCACAGCGGGUGGUGGGCUCCGUUUCAUCGACGAUGGGAGCCUGGCCCAGUCGCGGAGCGCGAGACACCACCCCUCGAGGCAGCCUCACCCUUCUCGACGCCGAGUCCCUCCCCUUUGGACUGAUCAACGCGUACGAGCUGACAGCCUUCCGUACGGCCCUCGCUUCUCUCAUGCUGUUCAACAAGCGGAAGAAGGUCAAGACUUUGCUGGUCUUUGGAGCGGGCACCCAAGCUUACUGGCAUAUUCGACUCGCGCUGAUCCUGCGCGGAGAUGAAAUUCGCCGCGUAUACAUUGUCAAUCGGUCGUUUGAGCGCGCCGCGGAAUUGCUCCGUGAUAUCUACCUGCCCGAGAACACGGCCUGGCGCCGGGACGUCAAAUUCUCCGCUGUCAGUAGCGAUUUCGGCGAAUACCACCGGAUCUUGAAAGCGCAAGUUCGCAAGGCCGAUGCGAUCUUCUGCUGCACACCCUCGGUGGAUCCUCUCUUCCCUGCGGAGCAUCUGACCGCUCGCGAGGGACGCCAGAAGGGUCGAUUCAUCUGCGCCGUGGGCUCCUACAAGAGCCAUAUGACUGAGAUCCAUCCGGACAUUCUCCGCGACGAGGUGACUGUGACCCCACCCCAUCGUCACUUUCACAAGCACACCAAGCGCAGUGGCGUAGUCGUUGUGGAUAGUUUGGAUGCUUCUCUGAGAGAGGCGGGUGAGAUCACCCAGGCCGAUAUUCAGCCACAUCAGGUCGUCGAGCUCGGGGAACUGAUGAUGGUCCGCCACGCGACUCAACAUGCAGGCGAGGGCGCCCAUCUCGAAGACACAAAAAGUCUCCGCGAAUGGAUCGAACGGGGCAAUCUCAUCUACAAGAGCGUCGGGCUCGGUCUGAUGGAUCUCGUCACGGGUGGUGAUCUUGUGCGUCUUGCUCGCGCGCGCGGCGUGGGCACGACUGUGGAUGAUUUCUAG